GGAAAAUUACAGAAAGACGGGCAGGAAGAACUAGAAAAGGUUAAAGCAAGAUUACAUCAACGUCUAAAAGAGUUAGAUCCCCUGCCUGAGUUGUUACGAUCAACAGAAGCCAAGCUACAAGAAGCUAAUGAACGUUUGUUGAUGUACGAAAUUAAAAACACAGAAAAUACUAAAAUUAUCACUGAACUCUCUUCUAAGGUAGAACAUACUAACGGCCAUCAGAGUAAUAUCAAAUCUAAACUACAUGAAACAGAAGAUGAAAAUAGAACACUACAUAGCAGAUUGGAUACAUUAGAGAGGAAAUUCCGAGAUUCUGAAGAACAGAUAAGAGAUCUGAUGUCAAAUGUGGCAAAGAGAGAAGAAACUAUACAUCAAAAUCAGAUGAGACUAGAGGAGAAAUCGCGAGAGAAUGCCAGUUUAACACGACAGUUAGAAAACGCUCUGGCUGAUAACAGACGUCAAACUGAAGAGUUUAAAGAUAGAUUUAAUUCUAAGGAAAGAACAUACCAAUCUAGAAUAGUUGAUCUAGAAUCACAACUUAGUCAACUGCGAACUGAGAUAGCUAGAAUUAAACGAGAAAAAGAAGAGAAUGAGCGAAAGUUCAAUUCAAGAUUAUAUGAUUUAAAAGACAGAUUAGAACAAUGCCACAGUACCAACAGAAGCAUGCAAAAUUACGUCCAUUUUCUCAAGAAUUCUUACGCUAAUGUUUUUGGUGAUACAGCUAUUGGACUUCCUCCUACCUCACCUAUGGCCCUGUGAUCACCGCAUCGUGAUUAAUUGAUCACAACAUCAAUACAGUGAUCAUGAUAUUGUGACAUAGAGGUCAUGAUAUUGUGAUGUAAUAAUCACGAUAUUGUGAUGUCAUUAUCACAACUUUGUGACAUGGUGCUCACGAUAUAUUGUGACAUAGUGAUCACGAUUUUGUGACAUAGUGUUUAGGAUUUUGUGAUAUAGUGAUAAGAAUAAUGUGAUCACUCUAUAACUGUAACUUGACUGGAUCACAAUAUUGUGAGAACUUGAUCACAAUAUCAUAAUUAUUUUAUGUGAUCAAGUCCUCACAAUUCAUCAGAAUUUAAGAUCUCUGUGCUCACAAUAUUGUGAUCACUCUGCACAAGAUCGUGAUCACCUUUAUCACAAUAUAAUCACUAUGAUAAUAAAAUCGUGAUCUGAUUGCUCACAGAGAAUUCCUUCCAAAUUUAAUAUUGUCUCAUAUUUUUAUCAUGUACUCAUUUUUAUGGCAGACAUUUUUAAAAUGAUUUUUAAUUUUUAUCUAAAUUUUAUCUCAAAUUUUAGCAGAAACAUUAUCCAGUCCCUGGCUUAGCCAUAGCUUAGUAUAACCAGACAUAAUAUUUUCAUAAAUCUGAUUGAAUAAUGUCUUUUGAAGGUUACAUGUUAACCAAUCAAAUUUUUUGAAAUACUGAAGCGUUGUUCUCCAACAUGGAUAUUGGACUAAUUUAUUUUGGCAGUUCUAAUUUUUCGAUAAUAUUUUCGCGUUUAGAAUCCAUAAUGCAAUCAUCACUGAUGAAGUAAGAUAGCGUGAGAGAUAGGCUUUUUUACAUUUAUAUUAAAUUUUUAUAUGCAUCAUAAGGUCACAAGAUAUUCUGCAAGGAAUAUAUACUAAUUCAACGGUAUAGGAAUUUUCUGAAUUGUAAAGUUAUUUAUGCAAAUUCGGUAU
Molecule: messenger RNA, 1675 nt
Organism: Lottia gigantea (owl limpet)
Lineage: Eukaryota; Metazoa; Mollusca; Gastropoda; Lottiidae
Exons: 7
Coding region: 142-759 (205 amino acids)
Biological process (GO): regulation of cilium assembly
Cellular component (GO): centrosome
Source: RefSeq, a predicted model, not a curated record